ACAUGACACACUUUCACUCCCUCUCCCCCCCUCUCCCCUACCGCCACAUAUAGACACAAAAAACAGACCAAAAAAACACAAAACAAAACAAAAAAGCUCAUUGAUUUUGCAGCUGAGAUCAUGAAAUCAUCACACCACCAGCAACCCACAAACACAAAUCCAAACACAAUGUCAUCAUCUUCAUCAACCCUUUUCAUUUCAUCUCUCAUAAUCCUCUGGUACUCCUCCAACAUUGGUGUUUUACUAUUAAACAAGUACCUUCUUUCUAACUAUGGAUUCAGAUUCCCAAUCUUUCUCACAAUGUGCCACAUGUCAGCUUGUGCAAUCCUGAGUUAUUUGUCCAUUGUGUUCUUCAAGAUUGUGCCUCUUCAGGCUGUGAAAUCCAGGAAUCAGCUGCUCAAGAUUGCAACUUUGAGUGUUGUGUUUUGUGGGUCGGUUGUGGGUGGGAAUAUAUCUCUUAGGUAUCUGCCGGUUUCGUUUAACCAGGCUGUGGGUGCCACCACUCCUUUUUUUACUGCUGUUUUUGCUUACUUGAUGACCUUUAAGAGGGAGGCUUGGGUUACUUAUGCUGCUCUUGUUCCUGUUGUUACUGGUGUUAUCAUUGCUAGUGGUGGUGAACCGAGUUUUCACUUGUUUGGAUUUAUUAUGUGCAUAAGUGCGACUGCUGCAAGGGCCUUUAAGUCUGUUCUUCAGGGUAUCCUGCUUUCAUCUGAAGGAGAAAAGUUGAACUCAAUGAACUUGUUGUUGUAUAUGUCCCCUAUAGCAGUAUUAGUACUGUUGCCUGCAGCACUGAUAAUGGAGCCUAAUGUACUGGAAGUCGCUUUAUCUCUGGGAAGAGAACAUAAAUAUAUGUGGUUAUUAUUGAUUCUUAAUUCAACAAUGGCGUACUCGGCUAACUUGUCAAACUUCUUGGUCACUAAGCAUACAAGCGCACUGACUCUCCAGGUACUAGGAAAUGCGAAAGGUGCAGUUGCGUUUGUAAUCUCGCUAUUCAUAUUCCGGAAUCCUGUCACCGCUAUAGGCAUCGGAGGCUACACCAUGACUGUAUCGGGUGUAGUUGCUUACGGAGAAACAAAGAGAAGGUUUCGAUGAAUAUUCUUUUUCCUUUCUAUUCCUUUUUGUUAGAAGUUAGUUACGUUUGUUGGCCAGAUCGUCUUAUUUUGCGUUAUAUAGAGAGAGUUGAAUUAUAAUUGUGUUGUAUUUAUUAUAUAUCUAUUCAAUUCUAUUCUUAUUCUGCUCAA
This is a messenger RNA of Mercurialis annua (annual mercury), 1241 nucleotides long. Its product is annotated as UDP-URONIC ACID TRANSPORTER 1-like. Gene Ontology annotation, cellular component: Golgi apparatus. The transcript has 4 exons. NCBI's taxonomy places the organism in Eukaryota, Viridiplantae, Streptophyta, Magnoliopsida, Malpighiales, Euphorbiaceae. Bases 121 to 1092 code for a protein of 323 amino acids. The record is from RefSeq and is a predicted model, not a curated record. Gene Ontology annotation, molecular function: antiporter activity.